Molecule: messenger RNA, 2001 nt
Organism: Phragmites australis (common reed)
Lineage: Eukaryota; Viridiplantae; Streptophyta; Magnoliopsida; Poales; Poaceae
Product: BTB/POZ domain-containing protein At2g04740
Exons: 5
Coding region: 111-1856 (581 amino acids)
Cellular component (GO): ubiquitin ligase complex; cytoplasm
Molecular function (GO): protein binding
Source: RefSeq, a predicted model, not a curated record
AUUUCGCCUUCGGCUCCAGGCCUUCGGUUCGCAUAGAGAUAUUUUUGCGUACCCGUUCCGUCGGCUACCCUUCACCGCCGGCCGCCGCCACGCUGCCAAUCCCGACAGACAUGGACUCAGACCCGGACGUUGAGCUCCGUGGCCUCGACAUCGACGUUGACCUCGACCCGGAGGACCUCCAGCCGUCGGUGCCCCUCAAGAAAGUCCCCGGCGGCGACCUCUUCGAGGCGGCGCGCGCCGGGGACUGCGACCGCCUUGCGAUCCUCCUCGAGGCCGGCGCCAAUGUCAACGCGCGAGACCGCUGGGACUCCGUCGCGCUCUACUACGCCUGCCUCGCGGGCCACGCCGAGGCCGCGCGGAUGCUGCUGGAGGCUGGCGCUGUCUGCGCCGAGCGCACCUUUGACGGCGACCGGUGCCACUACGCCGCCCUCAAUCUGCGCCUCCGCUGGCUCCUCAAGAGCUUCGAGGCAAGGCCGCCGCCGCUCGCGCCGCUCCCCGCCGCGCUCCGGGCCACCUUCCUCGCGUGCACCGCCAACCGCGCCGCCUUCCUCGAGAUGCUCCAGGGGAGCGCCGGCGCCGAAGCCGCUGACCUCGCCGCGGCCGCCGGAUUUGGGCCAAAGGAUGAUCCAUCAAGUGCUUGUCUGUUUCCUCCUGACAUUACAUUCUACGUGGAUGGAAAACCUAUUGAAGCUCAUCGGGUCAUUCUUUGUGCUCGAUCUCUUUUCUUUCAAAUAAAAUUCAAGACAGACUGGAAAGACAGGAAGGAAGUGAGAUUUUCUAACCAAAAGUUGUCUUUUGGCGCUUUGUACAGCCUCAUCCAUUUCUUCUAUUCUGAUAGACUCGAGGUAGCUGUGGAUGACAUGGAAAAUCUGGCGCGGAUGUGCAAAAGUUGCAACUGUGAGGAGUUGCAAAAGAUACUGGAAAAAGAAGUUGUGCAUCAGAAGUAUGCGGAGUACAAGUCAGCGAGAGAACUGGAUUUGGACAAUUCACAGAAACGAUUCAUUGUACAAGCGCAGUCCUUGCCGGAGGGAGAUCGCCUUCCAUCAGCGCUGCAGCGUAUUCUACAAGACUGUCUAGCUAACUCAAGAGAAGAAGACUAUUAUAAUGAGGAAUCAAUUGAGAAGUGUAGAAACUUGAAGAAUGAUGAUCUUGCCGAUCUUUAUAUAAAAGUAGGUGAUAAGCUUUUCCAUUGUCAUCAGGUCAUUUUAGCCUCGAGAUCGGAGUACUUUAGAGCCAGGCUAUCUCGAGCUAUUGAUUUCCUUGAAGGUAACUGUGGAUUUCAAGCAGCUCAGAAUCUUCCACUUCUUGAGGAGCAUGACUUGAGUGCGGAAGCAUUUGAAAAUAUGCUUGAAUACAUGUAUACCGAUAAGCUAGAGCAUUUGGAUCCUGAUCAGGCUGAAGAAUUAUUUGAUGUUGCAUCUAGAUACUUGCUGUUUCCCCUUAAGCGAGUUGUAGCUGAUAUGCUGUUGCCACAUCUCGAAUGUGCUUCUCCUGAAGAAUUGUGCCACUGGUUAAUGUUGUCAGAUAUAUAUGGUGUUGUGAAAAUAAGGGAGUAUUGCUUGGAUAUCAUCGCUUGCAACUUCGAGAUGUUCGCAGACACACGGGAGUUCAGAGCCUUGCUUUUGACACUUCCACCACCAUCCGGAGACGACUCAUUGCGUACUAGUCGUCCCAGUGCACCUGGGACUGCAGGCAACACUGACCAAGGCAACAUUCUUGAUGAUUUGCGCGAGAAGUGGUUGAUAGCAGAGGGUUCUGAGCUAGACGAGAGGGAUGAGAGUGCAGCUCUGUUCGACAAGCGGUUGGAGGCGCUUAUGCUUGUUGCGGAGAAAGAAGCCGAUGAAGACGACACUUGAUUCCAGUUUGAGCUAGAACAAGUACCUUCUUGUGCAGCGCUGUUUUGGUAGUCUCCACUGAGUGAGUUUUUUGUGAAUUACAUGUUUAGAUUUUGUUGUACAAACAUCAAACAGAAGUUGACAAGAACUUAAUAUCUAUUCUCUA